AUGGCAGUUUUAAAUGAUGACAAGAUCCAGGAUUUGGCUGUGGGAGUGGGUAGCAGAAACGCCCAGCCCGAAGGCGGGCCGGCGGGCGGGCGUGGCGCGCAGCCGGCGCAGGACGGGAUUGGCGCGGCCCUGGGGGCGGGGCGAACGUCACCAGGACGCGGCUCGCGGUCCCCCUGCGCCAGGCCGGCUGCGGCCGAGCCGCGGGCGCGCCGGCCCGGAGUCGGGGUGGGCGUUGUGGUGACUAGCUGCAGGCAUCCUCGCUGUGUCCUCCUGGGAAAGAGGAAGGGGUCAUUCGGAGCUGGCAGUUUCCAACUUCCUGGGGGUCAUUUGGAGUUCGGUGAAAGCUGGGAAGAAUGUGCUCAAAGGGAAACCUGGGAAGAAGCAGCUCUUCACCUGAAAAAUGUUCGCUUUGCCUCUGUUGUGAAUUCUUUCAUUGAGAAGGAGAAUUACCAUUAUGUCACUAUUCUAAUGAAAGGAGAGGUGGAUGUGACUCAUGAUUCAGAACCUAAGAAUGUAGAGCCUGAAAAAAAUGAAAGUUGGGAGUGGGUUCCUUGGGAAGAAUUUCCUCCACUGGACCAGCUUUUCUGGGCACUACGUUGUUUAAAGGAACAAGGUUAUGAUCCAUUUAAAGAAGAUUUGGACCAUCUGGUAGGAUACAAAGGAAAUCAUCUCUGGAUGAACAAGAUUAACUGAUUAAAAAAAAAAAAAGACAAAAUAAGGUCCAGAGAAUGAAAAAUACCUGUAUAUCAGAGCAACUCCAUUUUAUCUAAAAAGUCCCAUAUCAUUACCAGUUUGUUUUCAGUCUCUUAAUAUGCUUACCACCCUUUUAGCCAGUACAUAUGAAAAAUUUCCUGGGAUUGUAUUAUGAUUUAUAUUCCAGACUCAGAAAAUGUAUUAAAUGGUGAUAUUGUGAUUA
Messenger RNA from Eptesicus fuscus (big brown bat), 916 nucleotides. It is a transcript of the gene NUDT15, whose product is annotated as nudix hydrolase 15. Lineage: Eukaryota; Metazoa; Chordata; Mammalia; Chiroptera; Vespertilionidae. Gene Ontology annotation, molecular function: 8-oxo-7,8-dihydrodeoxyguanosine triphosphate pyrophosphatase activity. The transcript is spliced from 4 exons. Gene Ontology annotation, cellular component: cytosol. The record is from RefSeq and is a predicted model, not a curated record. The coding region runs from base 1 to 693 and encodes 230 amino acids. Gene Ontology annotation, biological process: dGTP catabolic process.